AUGCUUAUGGACAAUAUGUAUAUAAUCUGGGCUUCAUCAGUCUUUAUUCUCCAACAAAGGUUGAUGUCUUGUAAAGAGAUGAAGUUCCCCAACAGCAAAGCUCCUCGGCCUCCGUCCCCCUCAGACUUUCUGGACAAACUGAUGGGUCGCACAUCUGGAUACGACGCUCGCAUCCGCCCUAACUUUAAAGGACCUCCAGUUAAUGUCACCUGUAAUAUCUUCAUAAACAGCUUUGGGUCCAUCACAGAAACUACUAUGGAUUACCGGCUUAAUGUAUUUUUGCGGCAGCAGUGGAAUGACCCUCGUUUGGCCUACAAGGAAUACCCCGACGACUCUUUGGACUUGGACCCUUCUAUGUUAGACUCCAUCUGGAAACCAGAUCUGUUCUUUGCCAACGAGAAGGGGGCAAACUUUCACGAGGUUACCACAGACAACAAACUGCUGCGGAUCUUUCAGAAUGGGAACGUCCUCUACAGCAUCAGAUUAACUCUUAUCCUCUCCUGUCCCAUGGAUCUCAAGAACUUCCCCAUGGACAGCCAGACCUGUACAAUGCAACUUGAAAGCUUUGGCUACACAAUGAACGACCUCAUUUUUGAAUGGCUGGAUGUUGGGGCCGUGCAGGUCGCUGAUGACUUGCAGCUGCCACAGUUUGUGCUAAAGAACGAACAGGGCCUGGGUUACUGCACAAAGCACUAUAACACAGGUAAGUUUACCUGCAUAGAGGUGAAGUUUCACUUGGAGCGGCAGAUGGGCUACUACCUCAUCCAGAUGUACAUCCCCAGUCUGCUCACAGUGAUCCUGUCAUGGGUCUCCUUCUGGAUCAACAUGGACGCCGCCCCCGCCCGAGUGGGACUGGGCAUCACUACAGUGCUCACCAUGACCACCCAGAGCUCGGGCUCCAGGGCUUCACUACCAAAGGUAUCUUAUGUGAAAGCCAUAGAUAUAUGGAUGGCGGUGUGUCUACUGUUUGUGUUUGCUGCUCUGCUGGAAUAUGCUGCUGUUAACUUUGUAUCACGACAACACAAGGAGUUCUUCAGACUGAGGAGGAAGCUGAAGGAGCAUCGACAGAGAUCUGGAAGUGACAGUAAGGCAAAAGGAAACAGCCUGUCAGGCAACAAUACUCCCCAUGGAAAUCCCUCUCAGCAGUGCAGCGCGUGUGCCAGGGAAGAAGAACUGACACAGCAAGGUUUGCUCUACCAAAGUUAUAGACUUGCACUGUCUGCAGCUCCAGCUGAAAUGGAUGCAACACCCGUCUUUGCCGAUUUACCUCCUGGACUUGGUUUUUAUGACAUCCGCAGACGCUUUGUGGAGCGGGCUAAAAGGAUUGAUACCAUCUCACGGGCACUAUUCCCCAUGAGCUUUCUAAUGUUUAAUGUCCUCUACUGGCUGACCUACAAAGUUCUACGUCAUGAAGACAUGCAAAGCCUUUUCUGA
Molecule: messenger RNA, 1434 nt
Organism: Knipowitschia caucasica
Lineage: Eukaryota; Metazoa; Chordata; Actinopteri; Gobiiformes; Gobiidae
Source: the annotation of a GenBank genome assembly